Molecule: messenger RNA, 1844 nt
Organism: Fragaria vesca subsp. vesca
Lineage: Eukaryota; Viridiplantae; Streptophyta; Magnoliopsida; Rosales; Rosaceae
Product: probable S-acyltransferase At4g24630-like
Exons: 5
Coding region: 243-1538 (431 amino acids)
Biological process (GO): protein targeting to membrane; peptidyl-L-cysteine S-palmitoylation
Cellular component (GO): endoplasmic reticulum; Golgi apparatus
Molecular function (GO): protein-cysteine S-palmitoyltransferase activity
Source: RefSeq, a predicted model, not a curated record
CAGAAAACCACACUCUCUCCCCCAAAAAUUUCAAACCGCCAUCUUCACAGACCAUCAUUUUCAAUUUCGCUUUUUCCAAUUUCCGAAAUUGCCCAGAACCCAAACGUGGAAUUCUACGCGUUUCAAUCAAAAAGAGUGUGAGGUUUGGAUUUGGGUUUUGGGGUUUUGGUAAUGCGAUGAACGCCCAGAAGUUCCAAAUCUUCGACUCUGUUCCUGCCUAGUGAAGCGCGUUGGGUUUUCUCAUGGCAAAGCGCGUCUACCAAGUCUGGAAAGGAAGUAAUAAGUUCAUUCUUGGUGGAAGAUUGAUAUUUGGGCCUGAUGCCAGGUCACUGCUUGUCACAUUGCUGUUGAUCAUUGCUCCAGUUAUCGUCUUUUGCGUGUUUGUCGCGUGGCACCUUCGUCAUGAAUUUCCAUCGUAUAAUGCAGGAUACACCAUUCUGGUGGUGGCGAUUGUAUUUACUAUAUAUGUGUUGGUGCUUCUUUUUCUUACUUCAGCACGGGACCCUGGUAUUAUUCCACGAAACUCACAUCCACCUGAGGAAGAGUUCCGAUAUGAUUCUUCAGUGUCUGUUGAUGUUAGUGGAAGACCAGGGAGUGGUAAUGUUGGUGGAAGACAAACUCCAAGCCUUCAAUUCCCAAGAACAAAAGAAGUGAUGGUCAAUGGGCUUCCUGUAAGAGUGAAGUAUUGUGACACUUGUAUGCUAUAUCGCCCUCCUCGUUGUUCUCAUUGUUCCAUCUGCAACAAUUGCGUGGAGCGCUUUGAUCACCACUGCCCUUGGGUGGGGCAAUGCAUUGGCCAGUGCAACUAUCGGUACUUCUUUAUGUUCGUCUCUUCGGCAACUCUUCUCUGCAUUUACGUGUUCUCAAUAUCCGCUUUGUACAUUAAGAUUUUGAUGGAUGAUCAUCGAGGGACGGUUUGGAAGGCAAUGAAAGAAUCUCCUGUGUCAGUGAUACUAAUGGCCUAUUGUUUCAUUUCUCUUUGGUUUGUUGGUGGACUAACUGGCUUCCAUAUGUACCUUAUAGGUACCAAUCAGACUACAUAUGAGAACUUCAGGUACAGAGCGGACAACAGGAUAAAUGUUUACAACCGUGGCUGUGUAAAUAACUUUCUAGAAGUAUUUUGCUCAGAAGUAAAACCCUCACGGAAUAACUUUCGCGCUUUUGUUGAAGAGGAAGUGCAAAGGCCUCCCCCUUUGCCCACUGCACGGGAAGCAGAACCUGAUGAUUCGGGUGGGGAUCCACGGUCAAAGGUAGAGGACGAUUUGGAUAUUGGUGAAGAUCUGUUGAAGAUCUCACAGCGUCGUAAUAUUGAAGAGAUUGACGAAGACAUACGCAGUAGAGGGAGCAAUGGACCGCAUAAUGCCUCAGAGGCAGACUCUGUUCUUGGUUCAGAUCACCGCGCUCCAAUCAUUCGAGCUGAUGCCCGACACUCGAGUUGGGGAAGGAGUGGGAGCUGGGAAAUUGCACCAGAUGUCCUUGCCAACGAAAAUGUCACUGAAAGUAGAAGUCAUGUCACUGCGCAGGAUGCAUGUCAAUGAUGAGUAGUUUGUGUAAUUGAUCUUUGAGAUGGCAUGCAUUUGGUGAUCUCUGAGUAUUGGAUGUUCAUUUCCAGGGUUGGGGUUGGGACAGAAAAAUGCCAUUGACAAGAGACUUAAAAUUAUGUCUGAGGGAGUUGAAUGUAUUCCCUGUAGGUGUAAAACGUAGAUUAUUUUUUGUUGUUGUGAGAUUGCUUGUUUUGAUUUAUUUCCUAUAGAAUAGGAAGGUGUGUUUGUAAUGGUUUUGGGAAUGAAGGAAGGGGAUAGUGUCAUGGCCAUUUUUCAUAUAAUAUUCUUUUCCGUUUUCAC